Messenger RNA from Aegilops tauschii subsp. strangulata, 1470 nucleotides. RefSeq lists its product as uncharacterized. Lineage: Eukaryota; Viridiplantae; Streptophyta; Magnoliopsida; Poales; Poaceae. Gene Ontology annotation, biological process: cold acclimation. The record is from RefSeq and is a predicted model, not a curated record. Gene Ontology annotation, cellular component: cytosol.
CUCCACUCGCACGGCGAAGAACAGGGCACCUCUGACCGAACAUAGCAGCAUAGCAUCUCCCCACGCUCUCACGCAUCACCACAGCUACAGCAUCAAGAUCACUAGUAGUAGAUCAACUAGCCAGGUAUAGCUAUGGCGUCCGAGCAGAGUCGCCGCGAGGAGCGCGCGCAGGCCGCGGCGCAGAAGGCGACCGACGAGCUCGCCGCGGCCAGGCGGGACAUGCGCGAGCCCAGCAGCCCAGGACGGCGGACCGGCAUCUUCGGCACCGUGCAGGAGAGCGCGCGCUCCCUGAUGGGCGCCGUCCGCGACACCUUCUCCGGCGGCGUCCGGGACACAACCACGGCACACGACAGCCACUCCACAGGCGCCAUGGGGACCGCGGGGGGGAAACUCAAUGAGUACGGGAGCUACGCAUCCCAGAAGGCCGAUGAAGGGAAGGAGAGCGCGAGUGAGAUGGCGGAAGCCGCCGCGGGGAAGACCAAGGAGACCAAGGAUGCGGCCGCGGAGAAGACGAGGGAGAUGGCGGACGCCGCCGCGGGGAAGACCAAGGAGACCAAGGACGCGGCGGUGGAGAAGACGAGGGAGAUGGCGGACACCGCCGCGACGAAGGCCGUGGAGACCAAGGACGCGGCCGCAGAGAAGGCGCGCGGCGCGGGGGAGAUGGUGACGGAGAAGGCGAGGAGUGCCAAGGACACGGCGGCUGACAAGGCGAGUGGAGCGGCGGAGAAGGCGAAGGGCGCCAAGGACGCAGCCUUCGAUACAGCGGAGGGUGCCAAGGAGUACAUGGUGGACAAGAAGGAGGACGCCCGGCGAGCGCUCGCCGGCUCGGCCAAGGAUAGCAAGGGCGAGACGAACGAGUCGGCGUGGCAACAGGGCCAGGACGUGCGGCGGCGGGCGGCGGAGAAGGCCGAGGAGGUUCGUCAGCGCACGCACCAACCGCCGGAGGAGGGGAGGUCGAAGUCGGCAACGGAGAACAUCUUCGGGUCGGCGCAGGGGUUGACGGAGGCGUUCAAGGAGAAGAUGACGAUGCCGACGGACGUGAUCGAGCGGAAGCUCGCUGAGAGGAAGGGGACGCCGACGGACGCGAGCAGGGGCGAGGCACUGAACACGGACGACGUGAUGAUGCGCGUGAAGGAGGCGGACCAGAUGACCGGGACAGGGUUUAACGACGUCGGCAAGAUGGGCGAGGAGGGCACGGGCAUGAAGGCGGCACUGAGGGUCGACGAUGAGGAGGACGUGAUGCUGCGGGUGAAGGCGGCGGACCAGAUGACAGGGCAGGCGUUCAACGACGUCGGCCCGAUGGGCGAGGAGGGCACGGGAUGGGGUCCGGCGUUGAGGGCGCGGAAGGACGCCUGAGAGCGUUGACACGUGCAUGCACUCCUGUUGCGUGUGAGCGUUUUGUGUGACACUUUGUAGUACAAGCUACUCCUGUAGCAAAUCAAUAAAUUAUGCCCGGCAACUUUUUAUUAA